Molecule: messenger RNA, 911 nt
Organism: Bombyx mandarina (wild silkworm)
Lineage: Eukaryota; Metazoa; Arthropoda; Insecta; Lepidoptera; Bombycidae
Gene: Polr3H
Product: RNA polymerase III subunit H
Biological process (GO): DNA-templated transcription; transcription initiation at RNA polymerase III promoter
Cellular component (GO): RNA polymerase III complex
Molecular function (GO): DNA-directed RNA polymerase activity; DNA binding
Source: RefSeq, a predicted model, not a curated record
UAUUUUUUGCGCCUCGAAUAUGGUUAUUGCCUAUCAUUUAUGUACAAAGCAGUUAUUGUCGCUUAGUCACGUUUGCCUUUCAAGCGUCGAUAUGGAAUGAAUUAAUGGAAGGUUGACUUAAAAAACUCGUACCCAUGCCUUCAAUUCUUAAAAAAAAGCAAAAUAGUAAACAGAACAGACCAUAAAAUCUUCAAAAAACCGAAGUUUUAAAUAGAAUUUAAUAGUGAUAUAUUUAUCAAAUAAACCAAUGUUUGUAUUAGCUGAAAUGAAAGAUGUUAUCCGAGUCAAUCCAGAAUACUUUCGUCAAAGUCUAACUGAUUCUAUAACAACUUUACUCAACAGAAAGUUAGCUAAUAAGGUUGUGUUAGAAGUAGGCUUAUGUAUUGUACUGUUUGACAUAACCAAUGUUGGACACUCGUACAUAUUCCCCGGAGACGGUUCAUCUCACACAGAGGUGAAAUUUAGAUAUAUCGUGUUUCGACCUAUUAUUGAAGAGAUACUUAUAGGAAAAAUAAGGAGCUGCAGUAGAGAAGGCGUGCACGUGACAUUAGGCUUUUUCGAUGAUAUAUUAAUACCAGUAAAUGCUCUUCAGCAUCCGUCUAGAUUUGACGAAACCGAUCAAGCAUGGGUAUGGGAAUAUCCUAAGGAAGAUGGAGAAAAACAUGAUUUGUUCAUGGACUCAGGUGAAUCAAUAAGAUUUCGAGUGACAAGUGAGUUUUUUGAAGAGAGCUUACCAACAGGUCCUCCAGGAACAGAUUGUACAGUACAAACGGUAGCACCUUAUAGACUGAUUGGAGGAAUAAAUGAACCAGGACUUGGACUUUUAACUUGGUGGGAGACACCAGAUCAAGAGGGUGAAGAGGAUGAAAUAGAUGAUGAAUAAAAUAUUCAGCUUCUAUUGUUAUUUUUUU